This is a messenger RNA of Cuscuta europaea, 1611 nucleotides long. The record is from the annotation of a GenBank genome assembly. Lineage: Eukaryota; Viridiplantae; Streptophyta; Magnoliopsida; Solanales; Convolvulaceae.
ACCUGUUGGUUGCGUAAGUCGCGUCAAAUGAAACUACAUCAUCAAAACAAGAGAAAUUCUUCCUACACAUAGGAUCAGCCCAAAACAUCCUCGUCAAUUGAUCACCUUCAUCAACAUGGUAGUCAAAAUAAUACGCAGGGCAAACUUCCACCUUACUAAAUUGCUUGUCAAUCAACAUUUGGGCAUCCACUCCUUCAGUAUAAGCCUUCAAAUCCCUUCUAAAAUUUUCAAAGUCUACAGCUGGGGAACCAAUAUUAUUAUAGCCACCGACACACUCCUUGAAUAAUUUAUAUGAUUUCAUUGCACCAAUAUUAGCUUUGGAACAAUUAAUCACAAAGUUUUGGUGGCCAAGAUCAAGCUUUCUAUUAAUUUUGAGAAAUUUUCUAGAGCUAUCAGAAGUCAUACAUGCGAUAUACCGGAAGCCCUUGUCCGUUUUCUUCUUCCUGAAGUCAGCAAGCCGAAGAUCGAGACGAAGCCCUUGUCCGUUUUCUUCUGCCACUCAUUGCCUGCGUCAGCCCGGCAACCCUUUUAGAACACUGCUACGUGCUCAAGAAGUUAUCAUGGCUACUCUCCCUUCCCAAGAACUGCUGGACGACCUUUGCAGUAGGUUUGUUUUGAAUGUUCCAAAGGAGGAUUUACAAUCUUUUGAAAGAAUUCUUUUUCUAGUGGAGCAUGCCCAUUGGUUCUACGAAGACAAUUCAGUUGAGAACGAUCCAUCCCUGAAAUCUUUCACCCUUAAGGAGUUUACUUCUCUUUUGUUCAACAGCUGUAACGUUUUCAAACCAUAUGCUGCCCAUAUAGAUGACAUCUUCGAGGACUUCAUGUCAUAUAAGAUUCGGGUUCCUGUUACAGGAGCCAUAAUCUUGGACGAAACUUAUGAGCGGUGCUUGCUAGUGAAGGGUUGGAAAGGAUCAAGCUGGAGUUUUCCUCGUGGGAAAAAGAACCAGGAUGAAGAAGAUGAUGCAUGUGCUGUUCGAGAGGUUUUGGAGGAAACUGGGUUUGAAGUGUCAAAACUUCUUAAAAAAGAAGAGUACAUUGAGAUGGUUUUUGAUGAGCAAAGGGUUCGGCUCUACAUAAUCGCCGGAGUGAAAGAUGAUACAGUCUUUGCACCGCUCACAAAAAAGGAGAUUAGUGAAAUUGCCUGGCAGCGACUUGAUGAGCUCCAGCCAGGAAUGGGUGAUGUCACGUCUCGUACUUCCAGCGGCCUCAGACUUUAUAUGGUUGCUCCGUUUUUGAAGUCUUUAAAAGCAUGGAUUUCUGCCCACCAGCCUCCGGUAGCACCUAGACCUCAUAGAUCCUUGAAAGGAUGCAGCGUGUGGAGGGCGACAGGCCGAACUAGAACAAUUUUUCAAGGGGGGCUAAAGCAUAAAGAGUGCCAUGUUUGGUGAUUAGUCGUUAGUGGUUAGUUAGUUGUAUUUACUAUUUUGACUAGCUGGUGUACUUAGCGGUUUGACCAACGGAUUGAGUUAGCUGAUUUUCUUGAAGUGUUUGGUAAAAUUAGAUGUUUGUGAUUAGUUUUGGGAAUGCAAAGAUUCAACUAAAGUAUGUAUGAAUUGCGAAACCAUGCAUUCAUGUACUAUCCUCCAUAUCUCAUUAAUUGCAACAUCGGAA